UAGUUUGCUUUAUAUGUUUAAAGUGGUAGUAGCAUUAGACUUACAUUGUAGGUCCAAGAUCUUUAGAAAAACACACAUGACCUCCACAAUGCUGAUUACUUUUCUUGAUUACUUUUCUUGUUUACGGAGAAAAAAUAGGAGCAUGAAAACUUGUCAGAUGGGACCUGGACUUUUUUUUCCCACAGUAUCGCUCAGCAUGAUAUAUAAAAGCCAGCCAUUGACAGCGCCCACCAACAGUCAUUACUGUUCCUGUGGGUUUUCCUUAUCCAGAUACAUCCAUCACCAGGAGAAAUGAAAGCCGUGUCUCUUCUUGUGGUGCUGGCCGCCUGCUUUCUGCAGUCUGGGUUUACUUUCAAAAUCGCCUCCUUUAACAUUGAAAGAUUUGCAAUUGCCAAGGUUGAGGACCCCGUUGUGUUAAGCCGUCUCAUUCAGAUCCUGAGAAGAUAUGAACUUAUUGCUAUUCAAGAGGUUAUGAAUAAAGAUGACACAGCUAUUAUUAGGCUUGUCCAGGAGCUCAACUUGGCCACUGGUCUACACUACAAUGUGCUGAUUUCUGACCACCUGGGCCGCAGUAGUUACCGGGAGAAGUAUGUGUAUGUGUACAGAGAGGACAUCCUGAAGCCAACGGAGUGGUAUCACUACGAUGAUGGCUGUGAAAACUGCGGCACAGAUGUGUUCAUCCGUGAACCUUUUGUUGCUAAGUUUUCAUCCCUUACUACAGAGCUGAAGGACUUUGCCCUGGCCACCAUUCACACUAGCCCAGAUUAUGCGGUGCGGGAGGUGGAUGGCCUGUAUGACGUUUGGGAAGACGCCAAGCAACGCCUGCUCCUAGAGGACAUCCUGAUCUUGGGAGAUUACAACGCCGGCUGCAAUUAUGUAAAGACCCAACACUGGCCUCUGAUUCGUCUCCGCCAGGACGCCAGCCUUCAGUGGUUGAUUAGUGAUUCUGAAGAGACCAAUGUGAGCCCCAACACCCGCUGCCCAUACGACAGGAUUGUAGCUGGAGGAGAAGGUUUGAAAAAAGCAGUAAUUCCAGGCACGGCAAAGGCGUUCAACUACCAAGUGAAAUACGGCCUUACAUAUGAGUUGGCCAAAGCGGUCUCCGAUCACUACCCCGUGGAAGUGGAAUUACGUGAGGACGCUUUGUACAGAGGACAGCAGUUUGGGAUUAGUUCUAAGACUGGUAUAGAUGGAGGUCUUUCCACCAGCAGAGGAAGCUGCGACUGUGCAGGGGUGGAUUUCACGUCCUGCGUGGGGCGCUGUGGAGCCAGUGGGAAGAGUUACCCCUGUAACUGUAAUGCUUCAUGUGCUAGCUACAACGAUUGUUGUGUUAACUAUAAGGCUGCCUGUGUUGUAUAAUUCUCUGGACUAAUCAUACUGUGAACCUGGAAAUGUAUAUGUACUAUAUGUACUAAAUAAAUAGUAAAGUUUAAAUGUGC
Molecule: messenger RNA, 1439 nt
Organism: Pseudophryne corroboree (corroboree frog)
Lineage: Eukaryota; Metazoa; Chordata; Amphibia; Anura; Myobatrachidae
Product: deoxyribonuclease-1-like
Exons: 10
Coding region: 292-1359 (355 amino acids)
Biological process (GO): DNA catabolic process
Cellular component (GO): nucleus
Molecular function (GO): DNA binding; deoxyribonuclease I activity
Source: RefSeq, a predicted model, not a curated record